AUCGACGGUGAGCCCCCCGCACAUCACCCCAUGAGCCGUCAGACGAGUGCAGCCAGCUACCCGGAGCCACGCCGGGCUCGAAGUUCAACACGGUGUCUCGACCGCGCCGGUCAUAACAACAGAAGAUUACGAAUCUAGAAUACUAUAAAACUUCUCAGGAAGAGUAAUAAGCCGCAUUCGCACGUUGACUUGCAAUUCGCAGUGAUAUACGCGUCCGGUUAUUUGUUCACGUUAACUUAAACUCGAGUUUGUUAUUGUGUGUGUAAAGAAGAGAAGCAUGGCUCCAAACGCUUCGGAUGCGAAUGGGGUGCUGUUUGAGAGCGACGCUGCGACGCCGGACCUGGCGCUGCCGCACGCCCCGGUGCAGCGCGCCGACGCCUACCCGCGCCAGUACGUGUGGAGGAACAUCCUGCUCUUCGCCUACCUGCACCUCACGGCACUCUACGGCGGCUUCCUGUUCCUCACGUCUGCUAAAUGGCAGACUGAUGUCUUUGCAUACAUCCUGUAUGUGGUCUCGGGGCUCGGCAUCACCGCUGGUGCUCACCGGCUCUGGGCCCACAAGUCCUACAAAGCAAAAUGGCCGCUGCGUCUGAUCCUGGUCAUCUUCAAUACUAUUGCUUUCCAGGACUCGGCGAUAGACUGGGCGCGCGACCACCGCAUGCACCACAAGUACUCGGAGACCGACGCGGACCCGCACAACGCGACUCGAGGCUUCUUCUUCUCGCACAUCGGCUGGCUGCUCGUGAGGAAGCACCCCGAGCUCAAGAACAAGGGCAAGGGGCUGGAUCUGAGCGACCUGUACGCUGACCCCAUACUGCGCUUCCAGAAGAAAUACUACCUGCUGCUCAUGCCGCUGGCCUGCUUCGUGAUGCCGACCGUCGUGCCGGUGUACUGCUGGGGCGAGUCCUGGAGCAACGCGUACUUCGUGGCGGCCAUGUUCCGCUACGCCUUCAUCCUCAACGUGACCUGGCUCGUCAACUCCGCCGCGCACAAGUGGGGCGACAAGCCCUACGACAAGGCCAUCAAGCCCUCCGAAAAUAUCUCCGUCAGUAUCUUUGCUCUCGGAGAGGGCUUCCACAACUACCACCACACCUUCCCGUGGGACUACAAAACAGCGGAAUUGGGAAACAACAGGUUGAACUUCACGACUAACUUCAUCAACUUCUUCGCUAAGCUCGGCUGGGCGUACGACCUGAAGACGGUGUCGGAGGAGAUCAUCCAGCAGCGAGUGAACCGCACAGGUGAUGGGUCGCACCACCUGUGGGGCUGGGGCGACAAGGACCACGACCGUACCGAGGCCGACGCCGCCAUACGCAUCAACCCCAAAGACGAGUGAACGCGAGGUAACCUCAGUCAAGUAGUUAAUGGAAUUGGCCGGUUCCUUAGUUACAUUUAGCUUCCUAAGUGUAAUCAGUUCUUGUGGAUUAUUGAUGGUAUGCUUGCGCGUUAGUUCUAAAAGAAAUAUUUGCUGCAAUUAUUAGGUGUGUUUCGGUUGCAGUUCGAUCGGGAACUAUGUAUUUGUAAGUUUGAUUGUUGUAGGUAUGUUUCUUAGCGCUCAAUACCUAACUUAAUUACGGUGUUACAUUUUCCAUUGAAAGUUAUAUUCUUACGCGAAAACAUUCAGUUUUCUUGCAUACUUUGGUAAGGAGGGCUUCCUGGACCCAUAUUCCAGAUUCUGUAAAUUAGUUCGUAAAUAUCGAGCUUUCAAAUAGACUGAGGUGACGAGUACCUUGAGGCUUCCCAACCAUUUAUUUAAACUACAGUUUAUAAGUUAUUCUGAGGUCUAAGCUGGACUUGGCCGCAUAUAUUUUUACUAUCAAUGUAGGUGUAAGUGAACACAUCAGUAUUAUAGACCACAUAUUAAUGUUAAAUGUUCAAACCCAGUAGGUUUCAUACUAGUCCCAGCAUUUUAAUUAAAUAUUUGCACAAAUUUCAAAUAGUAACUGCAUUUUAAAAUAUGAAUUAACCAAGCGUUUUUGUUUUAGACAUUAAUCUGUCCCACUUACUAGAUGUUUAAGUAACCAUUAAUUUAUUUGUUUUUAUUUUGUUAACAACAUGUGAUAAUAUUCAAACUGAUAUUAAUAUUUCAUUGAACGUAAAACUUUCAUGAAACAUGCAUUUUGUUUAGUUUGUAAUUUGAGUUUAUAAAUAUGUGGUGUAUAAGAAUUAUAAUGAAUAUAAGAAUGUAGCUCCGCCAUAUUGUGUAGACGUGAUUUGUUUGUUACAGUUACAUUAAAUGUAAUUGUAUUUAUAACAUGGAUGUUGUAAAAUAGUCCUAGACUAAAAAUAAUAGUCAUUGGUUUUAAAAGUUUGUAAACGGCAAGGUCUUGUGCUGUGGUUAUUUGCUUAGUGGCUUUAAGAGAAAGUAGAUAAGAUCGAGAAUACAAUUAUGGUUCUGAGACCCUAAACUAAUAGCCAUAGAGCUGGAUUUCCCUUGGCACACGCUGCACAAAAUGGCGGAAGGAGCGCCGACUGAUGUGAGAAAUGAUUGUGAUAUUUAGAUGAAUAAAUAUUAUUGUUUAAGUUUUACUAUUCCGAUAAAAACGCAUCUUAUUUUUUUAAUUACUGAUUUAUUUUCGAAGAAAAUACAGAUCUUUCAUUCUGAAUGAAUAAUAUGUAAGAAAUAAUUUAUACUUAAUUAUCUAGUUAUAAUAUGCACAAAUUCUAUGAAAAUGUUUCGAAUCUUCACAGAUGAAAAUUAUAUUGUAAUAUUCACCUGAUUGUGCUCUAAUUUAGUAGAUGAUGAAACAGUUCUUGCAUUUUAGAUGGGAAGAUGAACAAUAUUUUAGUAGGUAUCGCCAGAGAGGGAUUAUGUUAUCCAUUAAGUGGAACUUUUGCGCCCUCUACGUUGUGGUGGAAGAAACAACAUUUCUGUUUGAUAUUCGCCAUCACUAAAAUGUAAGGACUGUUACAAUCCUUUAUUCAUAUUAUUAAGUAAAUAUCAACGUGUAAUACACUGAGAUAAAAAACA
Molecule: messenger RNA, 2971 nt
Organism: Plutella xylostella (diamondback moth)
Lineage: Eukaryota; Metazoa; Arthropoda; Insecta; Lepidoptera; Plutellidae
Gene: DESAT4
Product: fatty acid desaturase
Biological process (GO): unsaturated fatty acid biosynthetic process
Cellular component (GO): endoplasmic reticulum membrane
Molecular function (GO): stearoyl-CoA 9-desaturase activity; iron ion binding
Source: RefSeq, a predicted model, not a curated record